Molecule: messenger RNA, 1213 nt
Organism: Ziziphus jujuba (common jujube)
Lineage: Eukaryota; Viridiplantae; Streptophyta; Magnoliopsida; Rosales; Rhamnaceae
Product: zinc finger CCCH domain-containing protein 14
Molecular function (GO): metal ion binding; mRNA binding
Source: RefSeq, a predicted model, not a curated record
UUUGCUACUGCUUCUAUUUUUACUGUUAUUUCUCGCGUUUUCUCGCGGUUUCCCGCGGUUUAUUUUCAGAUUUUUUCCCCUCGUGGUUUUCUUGCUGCUCCAGUUCCCCAGUAUUGUGGAUCUCGUGGUAUUUUGCUGAGGCGUUCAAUGGACUUUGGAGGUGGCCGCAAGAGGGGAAGAAACGAAGCUGCCUUGAAUGGCAAUGGCGGUCUGAAGAAAUCCAAGUCAGAAUUGGAGUCCUUUUCAUCUGGUAUAGGAAGCAAAUCGAAGCCAUGCACAAAGUUUUUCAGCACUUCUGGGUGCCCUUUUGGUGAGGGAUGUCAUUUCUUGCACUAUGUUCCUGGUGGUAUCAAAGCUGUGUCUCAGAUGAUUAAUCUUGGUGUGAACCAAACCCUUCCUCCAGCUGCUAGAAAUUCAGCUGUCCCCCCGUCAUUUCCAGAUGGUUCUUCUCCUCCUGCUGUUAAGACCAGGCUGUGCAACAAGUUCAACUCAGCUGAAGGCUGCAAGUUUGGUGAUAAAUGCCAUUUUGCCCAUGGUGAGUGGGAGCUUGGCAAGCCAAAUGCUCCAUCCUAUGAAGAUCCUCGUGCCAUGGGACCGUUGCCAGGCAGGAUGGGGGGUCGAAUAGAGCCUCCACAACAAAGUCAUGGAGCUGCAGCCAGUUUCGGUGCUUCUUCCACUUGUAAGGUCAGUGUUGAUGCUUCACUGGCUGGAGCCAUCAUUGGGAAAAAUGGUGUGAACUCAAAGCAAAUCUGUCGGGUGACAGGAAAGCUUUCCAUAAGAGAUCACGAGUCAGAUCCUAACUUGAGGAACAUUGAGCUUGAAGGAAGCUUUGAUCAGAUAAAGCAAGCCAAUGCCAUGGUUCGCGAACUUAUUGCCAAUGUUGGAUCUGGUGCUGGAAAUCCCAUGAAGAACCAUUCAAUGGGGGGUUCAGGUCCAGGUAACAACUUUAAGACUAAAUUAUGCGAGAACUUUGCUAAAGGUUCAUGCACCUUUGGUGAAAGAUGCCACUUUGCCCAUGGAGCUGAAGAAUUGCGCAAGCCAGGAAUAUGAGCACUCUCACGGCCUCUCAUCUUAUUCUCUUCAUAACCCUCUCUGUUAGGAUGAACACUUGUUAUAGCGUUUAGUUGUCUGUUCUUUUGACUUUAUUAAAGAAUGCGGUAUUUUUAGAGUUUUUGUAGGGUUUGAUAUGGUGAAAGUUUAUGUUUUUGGCGUA